Diabrotica balteata is the source of this 921-nucleotide messenger RNA. The record is from the annotation of a GenBank genome assembly. NCBI's taxonomy places the organism in Eukaryota, Metazoa, Arthropoda, Insecta, Coleoptera, Chrysomelidae.
CCAUAAAUGACGCAGGACGCUACGCUAUAAUAAGUAUAAGUAGAGUGCAGAGAAGUGUAACUGAUAUUUAAUUGUAGUAUAUCGGUUGUCUUUUUACGUGAAUUUAAAUUAACUGCGGCUAAAUAUGAGUACUUUAAAACGAGGCGCUUUAAUCGUAAUAGAAGGUGUAGAUCGCUCAGGAAAAUCAACCCAAUGUAAAAAGUUAAUACAAGCUCUAGAGAAAAAGAGAAUUGAAUCCAAGUUGAUCACUUUUCCAGACCGAAGUACGUUAACGGGGAAGCUUAUUGAUGAGUACUUAAAGAAUAAAGACUGUAAACUGAAUGAUCAAGCAAUACACCUCUUAUUUUCUGCCAAUCGGUGGGAAAAUGUGGAGAAAAUGAAGUCACUGUUAUAUGAUGGCGUUACCCUAAUUAUCGAUAGGUAUUCUUAUUCUGGCAUAGUGUUUUCAUCGGUGAAAAAAAAUAUGAGUAUGGAAUGGUGUCAGCAUCCUGAGAAUGGCCUUCCUAAGCCAGAUCUAGUGCUUCUACUAACUUUAAGUCUAGAAGAAAUGCAGUCCAGACCAGGUUUUGGCAAUGAAAGGUAUGAAAAUAUGGAAUUUCAAAGAAAUGUUGCAAACAUGUAUAAUCAGCUCUGUGAUGAAGAUGACAAUUGGGUUAAAGUUGAUGCUGCUGGGUCCAUAAAUGAAGUUCACAAUAAAAUUUUGGAAACUUGUUUAAGGAAAAUAGAGAAAGUUGAGACAAAGCAGCUAAAAAGUUUAAAUUUCAAUAAAGGCAGUUGAAAUAGUAGAUAGACUAGGUGAAUUAAUAAAUAUAUUUAUAUUAUAUUAAUUAUUUUUUAUAUAUUGUAUUAGUAUUUAGUAAUGAUUGCACAUUUUCGGAGUAUUUGUAUAUACAGAUGAUAAUUAUAAACAUGAUAUCAACU